Tripterygium wilfordii is the source of this 1823-nucleotide messenger RNA. Its product is annotated as serine/threonine-protein kinase BSK5-like. The transcript is spliced from 10 exons. Bases 212 to 1672 code for a protein of 486 amino acids. Gene Ontology annotation, molecular function: ATP binding; protein binding; protein kinase activity. Gene Ontology annotation, biological process: protein phosphorylation; brassinosteroid mediated signaling pathway. Lineage: Eukaryota; Viridiplantae; Streptophyta; Magnoliopsida; Celastrales; Celastraceae. The record is from RefSeq and is a predicted model, not a curated record.
GGCAGCAGAAACGAGAGAAUAUAUUAAUGAGGCUGUGAAAGCGUGAACCUUGGAUCAAAACAGCUCCGUUUUACUUUGUUUCCUUUUCUUUUUUAUUUUCUCGCGCACUUUCUCGCUUCCCAAACAAUGCCUCUCUCGCCUUAAAACCCUCUCUGGUUUCCCGGACUGUGAUAGCGGGUUUCGUGUUUUUAUUAUUUGAAUAAGUAAUCCAAUGGGAGCUCGCUGCUCCAAGUUCUCGCUCUGCUUUUGGCCAUCGCAUCUCAAGUCCAACCGCUUCAACGACUGCUCCGAUCUCGAGGACGGGAGCAACGGAUUACCGGCUUUUAGAGAGUUCAGUUUGAGUGAGCUGAGAACUGCUUCCUCGGGUUUCGAUAGGGACAACAUUGUAUCAGAGCACGGAGAGAAAGCUCCCAAUGUGGUCUACAGAGGUAGGCUUCAAGACGGUUGCUGGAUCGCCGUUAAACGCUUCAACAAGUCUGCCUGGCCCGACACCCGUCAAUUCCUCGAGGAAGCAAGAGCCGUGGGGCAGCUGAGGAGCGAAAGGUUGGCAAAUUUGAUAGGGUGCUGCUGUGAAGGCGAGGAGCGAUUGCUUGUCGCUGAAUUCAUGCCUUACGAGACACUCUCUAAGCACCUUUUUCAUUGGGAAAACCAGCCCUUGAAAUGGGCAAUGAGACUGAGAGUGGCUCUUCAUCUGGCACAAGCUUUGGAGUAUUGCAGUAGCAAAGGGAGGGCAUUGUACCACGAUCUUAAUGCUUAUAGGAUUUUGUUUGAUCAGGAUGGAAAUCCUAGGCUCUCCUGCUUUGGCCUUAUGAAAAAUAGCAGAGAUGGGAAGAGCUAUAGCACAAACUUGGCUUUCACCCCUCCAGAGUACUUGAGAACAGGAAGAGUGAUACCAGAGAGCGUGGUUUAUAGCUUCGGUACCCUGUUGCUUGAUCUUCUCAGUGGCAAACAUAUCCCUCCCAGCCAUGCACUGGACUUAAUACGGGGCAAAAAUUUUCUGAUGUUGAUGGAUUCAUGCUUGGAGGGUCCUUUUUCGAAUGAAGAUGGAACUGACUUGGUGCGAUUAGCUUCACGUUGUUUACAAUAUGAAGCUCGUGAGCGGCCAAAUGUAAAAUCCCUUGUAACUGCACUUUUUCCUCUUCAGAAAGAAACUGAGGUACCAUCAUAUGUUUUAAUGGGAUUUACAGAAAGGAUCCCAUGCCCAAAGCAAACAUUAACACCUCUUGGAGAUGCUUGUUCAAGAUUGGAUCUUACUGCAACACAUGAAAUAUUGGAGAAAGUUGGAUAUAAGGACGAUGAAGGGAUUGCAAAUGAGCUUUCUUUCCAAAUGUGGACAGAUCAAAUACAGGAAACGUUGAAUGCUAAGAAGCGUGGAGAUGCGGCUUUUCGAGCAAAAGACUUUGCGACCGCCAUUGAUUGUUACACACAAUUUAUUGAUGGGGGAACCAUGGUGUCACCAACUGUAUUUGCCAGACGCUGCUUGUGCUACCUGAUUAGUAACAUGCCCCAAGAAGCUCUUGGGGACGCCAUGCAAGCUCAAGUGAUUUCUCCGGCCUGGCCAACUGCCUUCUAUCUUCAAGCUGCUGCGCUCUUCAGCCUUGGAAUGAGCAAUGAUGCCAAUGGAACACUAAAAGAUGGAACGUCCUUGGAAGCCAAGCGACGUAGGAACUGAUAAUGUAUAGGGAUUAUCCCCUUUUCUACUUUAAUUGGUUGUAACUAUCUUUGUCUGUUGAUCUCCAGCAUUUUGAGUUUCUACAACACCCUCUGGGUUUAUUGCAACAUUUAUAUUCAAAGACGAUGGAAGUCCAAAGUUUCAAUCUUUC